CAACUCUUGGGCUUAAGCGAUUCUCUUGCCUCAGCCUCCCAAGUAGCUGGGACUACAGAUGAGAAUAUCCUAAGGCUGCAUCUCACAGCUAGUUGUUUGUGUCCAUUUUAUCAGAAACUUCAGACCAAGCUUUGCAUGGAAGAAGUGACACUGGGCAGGCAAUCAGGAGCUACCCUCAUUGCAACCAUAUCACUCCACUUCAGAUAUUUUCCACCUCUAAGUGGGAAAACAAAUAUGUCAUUUGCUGUAAGUAAAAGGGAAAAAAGUAAGGAGAUAACUAGGUCACACACUCUAUAUAAAAAAGAAAAUGAUCAGGAGGACAGUUUUGAAGAUGCCUAUGAAAACAUCCCUGUGGCACCAACAAUGAAUCUAAUAUCUUCCUUGGAAGAAUGCACAACUGGAUUAUAUCUAUUUCUAAAUAACAGAUUCUCAGAAGCAAUAAAUCUCAUUCAUCCAUGGUCUAAAAAUAGCAUAUACCAUGCCCUAAUAUAUAGUAUGCUUAUGGUUGUCAAGGCCAUCCUGACUUUUGAUCCACAGGACAUACAAACUGGCAUAGACACUGCAAUGGAAGCUUUGAAAACCUGUAACAUUUUCCGGAAAAAACCUCGGAUGACAAGUCUAUCUUAUGUAGUGAACAAACAGGGAAUAAAGAGUAUCAAAGAAGAAGAAUUGCAUGCAGAAGUCUGUUAUGCUGAAUGUUUGGUUUUUAAAUCCUUUGUAACAUUUCUCCAAGACGAAAGUGUGCUUGGUUUUCUUAAAAGUGGUCUCGGUAUUGGGACAAGUUACCAUAUAUACAAAGACUGUCAACAGGUAGUAAGACAGAUGCCUAACAGCGAAAGUAAAGCCCACAAGCACCUGAUUGGAGGAAUAAAAUUUGGACUUGGAGCAUUCAAUUUGAUGUUAUCACUUGUGCCACCAAGGACACUUAACAUACUCAGUCUGAUUGGAUUUUCUGGUAAUAGAGAGUUAGGCUUGACUUUGCUUCGUGAGAGUGCAUCUGAAACCCACAUAAAUAAUGUCUUAGCUAUUUUGACUCUACUCUUUUAUAACCAUUACAUCUAUGUAGCUUUUGGUGUUGACACGGUUUACAGUUCUUCUACAGAAGGUCUCUUCCUAAUCUAUCUCCAGAAAUUUCCAAAAUGUGUCAUACUUAAAUUUUUUCAUGCACGUUCUAGUAUGCUGAAAGGAAAUUUUGAAAGUGCACAGUUAAAAUUACAGGAGUGCAUUUUUACUCAGAAUGAAUGGAAGCAGGUUCAUCACAUUUGUUAUUGGGAACUCAUGUGGUGCCACAUUUUUCUGCUGGAUUGGAAGCGGGCUUAUUUCUAUGCUGAUCAACUGUAUCAACACAGCAGGUGGUCCAAGGCAACAUAUGUGUACAGUAAAGCUAUAAUAAUGGCUGUGCUUCCUUCUGAUUUUGGAAACACAGUAAAUGAGGAUAUGAACUCUCUCUUUUUACAAGUGGAUGGCCUGAGAAUCAAAUUUUUGGGCACUUCUGUGCCAAUGGAAAAGUUUAUUGCUGAUAAAGGUCAGCGCUAUGGUACUACUACAGGCUGGUUUACAAUACAGCCCCUUCUGGAAUUCAUUUAUGCCAUGAGUGGUUUCCGAGUCAUGAGCAAAAGAACAGAGCUUAUUUCAAGGUGGCUAUCAAUAAUUGACAAAGGAGAAGGCCUUUUACAAGGGAAUCCAAAUAAAGAGAAUGGCACAGAUGACAUAUGUUUGUUAAAUUUACUGAAAGGUCUAUGCCUGAAAUACUUAGGCAGCUAUUCAAAGGCUGAGUAUUGCUUUAAUCGUGUCAUUCACCAGGAGAAAUCGAUAAAGUACGACCACUAUUUGGUGCCAUAUACUUACUAUGAACUAGGAAUUCUACAAUAUCUAAAAAGAGAUUAUGAUAAUGCAAUAAAAAACCUGAACAACAUAAAAAACUACAAAGACUAUUCUCUGGAAGCCCGAUUACAGUUUAGGGCUCACAUAGCUCUUGAAAAAAUAGCUAAAGAAAAAUAA
Messenger RNA from Otolemur garnettii (small-eared galago), 2001 nucleotides. Its product is annotated as tetratricopeptide repeat protein 39B-like. The record is from RefSeq and is a predicted model, not a curated record. Gene Ontology annotation, molecular function: protein binding. Gene Ontology annotation, biological process: negative regulation of cholesterol storage; regulation of cholesterol efflux; regulation of cholesterol metabolic process. NCBI's taxonomy places the organism in Eukaryota, Metazoa, Chordata, Mammalia, Primates, Galagidae.